This is a messenger RNA of Octopus sinensis (East Asian common octopus), 1004 nucleotides long. RefSeq names its product ras-related protein Rab-27A. Gene Ontology annotation, molecular function: GTP binding; GTPase activity. Gene Ontology annotation, biological process: positive regulation of exocytosis; melanosome transport. Gene Ontology annotation, cellular component: melanosome; secretory granule. The transcript has 8 exons. NCBI's taxonomy places the organism in Eukaryota, Metazoa, Mollusca, Cephalopoda, Octopoda, Octopodidae. Bases 265 to 993 code for a protein of 242 amino acids. The record is from RefSeq and is a predicted model, not a curated record.
GUUGCUGCUGCUGCUCUUGUUGCCGCCACUUGUUGCGCUGUCCACAGACCUCGGCAAUAAAAAACACCUUGGAUCGGUGGCACAAAUUAUAGACAGCAAAAAGUAGAUUAAAAACUGGAAUAAGUCACUUCUAAAACAAAUUUCAUCUUUUCCUUGACUCAAUUAUGUUCUGGGGAAUUCCUUGUGCUAACCCAACUUGGAUGUAUACUCCCAAGAAUACACCUUCAGGAUUUGCAAUAGAAGAAACUAUCCCCACUGGCUCUAAUGAUGACAAAGAUGAAAAAGCCAGAAUCUGGUGCUUCAGCAGCAGCCAACCCUACUUCCUCUGCAGAUUAUGAUUAUCUUCUUAAGUUCUUGGCAUUAGGAGAUUCUGGAGUAGGCAAAACAAGUUUUCUGUAUCAGUACACAGAUAAUACAUUCGUCUCCAAAUUUACUUCAACAGUAGGAAUUGAUUUCCGAGAAAAACGAGUUGUCCAUCGGAUACCUAGUGCUGAUGGAACUGUGGGACGAAGUCAAAGAAUUCAUCUUCAGUUAUGGGAUACUGCUGGCCAAGAAAGGUACCGUAGUUUAACAACAGCAUUCUUUCGUGAUGCAAUGGGUUUUCUUGUUUUAUUCGAUCUGACAAAUGAAAAAUCAUUUAUAAAUAUUCGGAGUUGGUUGACCGAGCUACAGACGCAUGCAUACUGUGACAAACCAGAUAUUGUUUUGAUUGGAAAUAAGGCUGAUCUUGAAGAUGUACGCAAAGUCAGUGAGCAGAAAAUCUAUAAACUUGUAGAAGAAUACAAUUUAAUAUAUUUUGAAACAAGUGCUUCUACAGGCCAAAAUGUGGCCAAGGCUGUUGAGUGCCUUCUGGAUAAGGUAAUGAUAAGUAUGGAGCAGUGUGUUGAUAAAAAACUACUACCUUUUAAACAAGGUAAUUAUAUGAAGGACACUAGCCAACAGAAUGGUGCUGAGUUAGACUAUCUGGACAACUCCAAAAAAUGUGGCUGUUAAGUUCAAUUAAA